AGAGAAAAGAAGAGAUGCAAAUAGCAGCUCUCAAAUUAAAGGCUAAAAGGUUGGAGCCAAUUUUUAAUGUUAUCAGGAGGAAAUUGAAACUGAAACAAAGAUUAAAUUAAUCUGCUGAUAAAAUGAAGAAACAAUCAAUUAUUGGAUUGAAAUCCACAGAUCAACCCAAUGAAGUACUUAAUCCAAUGCAUUCUUAUGGAAAUCUAGAUGAAUAAUAAUAACAGGACGAAAAUACUAGAAAAGAAUUAGUAAUUGAGAAAAUAUAAACUAAAUAUGCUGCAUCAGUUGCUUUCUCUUGGUUAACAAAUAGAGCUGAAAAACAAGGUAUUAAUAAUAAUUUUAAUGAAAUUUGAGAAUCUUUAACCCAUAAUUUAUCUCCAGAAACUGUUAAGAGAAAUAAUAGAAGAAAUACUACUUUAAAGUAAAGUCACAAAGGAAUAACAGGUCUAAAAUAGAUGAUUACUAAAAAAGUGAGUGAAAAUUCUGAUGAAAUGAUUAGAUUGGGACAACUAAAAAUGUUAGAAAAUCAGCAAAAAUUUUAUAAAUCCAAAGAUAUAAUAGCAAAAUCUAAGGCUAAAGUAGACACAGGUAGAGUAAAGAGUGUAUAAGUUAAUAGAUCUUUAAGAAAAAAAUAGACCUUGGAUUUCUUUACAAAUGAAAGAAAAGAAAAUUCAGAGCUAACUUAAUAAAUAGCAAAUGAAAAAAGUAAUCUCAUGUUUAAGAGAAGGUUAAUUGUUAAAGAUUGA
Paramecium octaurelia is the source of this 746-nucleotide messenger RNA. Lineage: Eukaryota; Ciliophora; Oligohymenophorea; Peniculida; Parameciidae. The record is from the annotation of a GenBank genome assembly.